Epinephelus fuscoguttatus (brown-marbled grouper) is the source of this 786-nucleotide messenger RNA. RefSeq names its product transmembrane protein 14C-like. The transcript is spliced from 5 exons. The record is from RefSeq and is a predicted model, not a curated record. Gene Ontology annotation, biological process: regulation of heme biosynthetic process. Lineage: Eukaryota; Metazoa; Chordata; Actinopteri; Perciformes; Serranidae. Gene Ontology annotation, cellular component: mitochondrial membrane. The coding region runs from base 219 to 542 and encodes 107 amino acids.
GAUCGUCAUGAGUCGAGUUUGAAACAUCACGUGUUUCGUUUGGCUCUGUUCAAACCUGAUGAGAAAUAAUCAGUUAAAAAUAAUGAAAAACAGUUACGUACUUUUAUUCUGAAAGCGCCGUAGUACACCGGAAGGGAUAUGGUCAGGGUGCGGAAGUUGUGUGCCAAGCUUGUUUUCAAAUUCAGUGAUUUACAGCAGCAGGUUUGUGGUCUCCUGACAUGGCUGUAGACUGGAUUGGGUUCACCUAUGCUGCUCUGGUGUCAGCAGGAGGAAUCAUGGGUUAUGUUAAAGCAGGCAGCGUCACCUCUCUGGCUGCAGGGCUCCUUUUUGGCCUGCUGGCUGCAGUCGGUGCUUAUCUGGCAUCUCAAAAUCCCAAGAAUGUCUGGCUUUCACUCGGCACCUCGGGGACACUGGCCGUGGUGAUGGGACUGCGAUUUCUCAACUCGUGGAAGUUCAUGCCAGCUGGUUUAAUGACUUUAGCAAGUGGACUGAUGGUGGUGAAGAUCAUCACUGGGAUGCUAAAGAAAACACAUACAACUUGAAAAUACACAUAUAUAUAUACUCUUUCUGUGUGUCUGUACAUAUUUUUGACAUAAAAAAAUGCUCCCACAUGCUGUUCAUUCAUAAACAUUCCCUCAAUGCAGUCUUCUAUUACAAUCUGAUUCUGUAUAAAAAAAAUGUAAUAUAAAAUUUUUUAGAGGAAAGGGUACAAGGGUACAGUUGGGUGAUGUUUUUUUAAUUUUGUAAAUGUAUAUCUACUGCUGUAAAAUAAUAAAUUCACCCACU